This is a messenger RNA of Soboliphyme baturini, 210 nucleotides long. NCBI's taxonomy places the organism in Eukaryota, Metazoa, Nematoda, Enoplea, Dioctophymatida, Soboliphymatidae. The record is from the annotation of a GenBank genome assembly.
AUGUAUCGAAACCGCGCAAAUGCCUGCCGUUGGAAACAGCUUCUUCGCCAAGCGGCGUUGCCUCAACGAAAGCCGGCCGGCAGGCCGGCUGAGCUGACGUAUCGUUCGUCGACCGACCACCCGAUUCGCCGCAACUUAUUGGUAUUGUCAUGUACGCUCACCACGAAAUUGGAACACCUGUGGACUUGUCUGACUGAAUUCGAGUCGUAG